Triplophysa rosa is the source of this 1939-nucleotide messenger RNA. Its product is annotated as polymeric immunoglobulin receptor-like. The transcript is spliced from 6 exons. The record is from RefSeq and is a predicted model, not a curated record. NCBI's taxonomy places the organism in Eukaryota, Metazoa, Chordata, Actinopteri, Cypriniformes, Nemacheilidae. Bases 184 to 1557 code for a protein of 457 amino acids.
UUGAGUGUGAUGAAUGACGUGUUGAGUGACUAGUGAUAGUGGGCGGGGCCAGUAAAGCUGAUGAUCACUGAUAAGAGCUGAAGAAAGAGGAAGAAAGUCAAGCAGUCACAUGUAGAGACACACAGACAACAUUCAGCAUCAAGAAGAUCAACAGAGCUGCUGUGAAGCUGAACUCAAGUCACAAUGAACAUCCUCCUCAUCUUCACUUUCUUCAUCAUCUCAGGUGCUGUGAGAUGCUUCGAUGUGAUUGGAUAUUCUGGAGGAAGUGUUCUUGUGGAUUCACACAAACCUUGGUAUACUGAUGUUAAACAAUAUCUAUAUACAUGGCAGAAUAAUAAAUGGAAUAUCCUAAUAAAAAAUGAGGACAGUCGUAAAUGGAUUAAAGAGAGAAGAUUCACACUGUUCUGCACAGAAAACGGACACUUGAUGAUCUUCAUCAGAGAUCUCAACACACAGGAUUCUGGAACAUACCGGAUUGGGGUUGAAGACAAAUGGUCCACUAAAAUGAGUCUGAAAGUGACAGAAGAUUCAUGUUGUGGGGCGUCACAGAGAGUGAUGGUGAAUACUGGACAAACUGCAAACUUCACAUGUCAAUAUUCACAAGAUUAUAAAACUAAUGAGAAGAUGAUAUUUAAAAAGGGAAAUGAAAUGAUUGAGACAUUUAUUUCCACCACUAAUGUAAAGACAAAAAAGGAAAGAAUGAACAUUCACGAUGACACACAAAUCGAUCUCUUGAGUGUGAGAAUAACUGAUGUGAGAUCAGAAGAUGCAGGAGUUUAUUUAUGUGGAGUUUAUCUCAACAAAACCUCCUACAGUUACUCCAUUCUUACUGCUGUUCAUCUUCACAUUAUGAUGCCUCCAGUGUUUGGAGAUGAAGGAGGAUCUGCUCACGUCAUCUGUCCUUAUGAUCCCAUCUAUAAAUCAAAGUCCAAAAAACUGUUGAAGAGUUGUAGAGAUGAAAAGACUCUCAUGGAGAUGAACAGAUGGAGUGUGAAUGAUGACAUGACAGCAAGUGUGUUUAGUGUGAACAUCACUGGACUGACAGCAGAGGAUGCUGGGAAAUACUGCUGUGCAGUGACAUUAGAAACAGACGUGAUUUAUCUUUACACUCAUCUCAUUAUUCUCAUCAAACAGGAGCUUCUCUUGAAUAAGCGUGAAGGAGACAACAUGUCAAUGGAGUGCAAACAUCACGCUGAAUAUCAGAAAGUCUUCUGUAAAGCACAUGAAGUCUCAAUGUGUGUCAAUGAUGGAGUUUCAUUCCAGUGGAUCAGAGAUGAUGGAUUCUCUUUAAGUGAUGAAACAUCUACUGGAGUCUUUACUGUAAACAUCAGUCAUCUGAGAGAAGAGCAUUCUGGGAUAUACUGGUGUGGAUCUCACAUCAUCACUAAAGUGCAUCUAAACGUCACCAGAGUUUCAGCUCUCUUCAUCAUCCUCAUCAUCACUUCUGUGAGUGUUCUGCUGCUGAUGAAAACAAUAAUUCUGCUGUUGAAUUUAGGAUUCAUCAGAAAAAUAAGCAAACCGAAGCUCCCUGACACACAUCCCAGUUUUGCGUAUUAAUUUACUAAAGUUGUUUUCAAAUUCACUUCAUUCAUGUUCUGUUGAGAAUGAGCUGAUUUUUCAUGUGUUUGUAAGAUACUCAUAUAUUUCAUUAAUAAACAGUAUUUUUUAUUUCAGGUAUGAUGUGUGUCAUUAAAGUCUAUUGUAUGAUAUGAAUGUUGUGUGUUUACUGGUCAGUGUGAGGACUAAUAUACUACAUCUGUAUAUGAGCUCAAACACUGAGAGAAAUCAUGACUAACACAUUCUAACAGUAAAACUUCAGCUCAAAUCAACAUCAUGUGUGUUUCACUCCCCCUGCUGGUUAUUAUGAGUCAUUACACAAACCUCUGACAGUGUGUCACGUGAUCAUUUCACACUAUAAUGAUCUCCUCAUAAACACUGA